Messenger RNA from Manduca sexta (tobacco hornworm), 2821 nucleotides. RefSeq lists its product as uncharacterized. Gene Ontology annotation, cellular component: extracellular region. The record is from RefSeq and is a predicted model, not a curated record. Bases 186 to 1358 code for a protein of 390 amino acids. NCBI's taxonomy places the organism in Eukaryota, Metazoa, Arthropoda, Insecta, Lepidoptera, Sphingidae. The transcript has 10 exons. Gene Ontology annotation, biological process: regulation of Toll signaling pathway; central nervous system formation; innate immune response. Gene Ontology annotation, molecular function: Toll binding; growth factor activity.
GCUACGAAUCAGUGCCGCGCGCACUGGCUGUACGCACGCGCUUCCUUACUCACGCACGUUAAAAAGUGACCCAAAAGAGCGCCAAUCGCUACAGGCGCAUUUUUUAUUUUAUUUUUUAUAAUUUUUUUUUAAAUGGACUAAAGGCUAAGGACAUUAUUUUUGUGUUUUGUGUUGUGUCCGUGAAAAUGGCACGUCGUAUAUUUAUUUUUUUGACUCUUCUGUUACACUUAUCGUGUGUGCUGCCGGAGUCGACUUCGCCGCCGCCAGAGACGCGCGAGGACGUCACCGAAGCAUCCGACGAACCUCCUGAAGGAUACUAUGCGUUCGUGGAGUCUCCUAACGCUACUCCACCGAGGGUCCGUCCGCCGCCCUACCGCCAGGUGUCGUCGGAAUGCGCAGAAGCACGCGCGGUGCGAGCGCACGUGUCCGCGAACAACCUGUGCGGGGACCUCAACCGCGGCGUCAUACCCAGGAACCCCAUGGGACAGAACCCUUACGGCGAGCCGUAUCCAUUCGACUUGAUCCGUAACCACACGCUGCGGUUCCUGUCCCGCACGCUGCCGGUGCUGCGCGCCGACGACACGCUGCCGCGCGUCACGCACCUCACACGCGCCGAGCACCACGACUUGCAGAACAACAGACUGGAGGAUCGUCACAAGCGCUCGUUGUCGGAGCCGUCGAGCGACGAGCAAAACUCCGACGCGAUCCCCUCGCGCGCUCUCCGCGCCGAACAUCGCUCCGAACAGCGCGCAGAGCCGCAGCGCGACGGACGCAAGUUCUGCGACGGCGGGGGCGUUUUCUGCAUGUUGUACCGCGCCAUCAACGGUGACGGCGAGUCGUCGAGCGGCGUCGAGAGACGAGAGGACCCGGGGCCGGCGGCGCCUCACGCACAACACCCCAACAUGCCAUACCAUCGAUAUGAGGGUCCUCCCACUCCAUGCCCUGCCCGCGUAGAGUACGCGACGCCAGUGUUCGCGCGCAACUACCAGGGAGUGUGGCGGUACGUGGUGCAGAUACCCUACGAGGGGUACUUCACGCAGACUGUUGAGGUUACCAGAUGCAUGCAAUCCCGCUGUCACUACUUAGAGGGUGGGUGUUUGAGUUCCCCGCGGUGGGUGUCGCUGCUGGUCGCUGAGCUGCACUACCCGGCACAGCAGCAGAACUUGCAGCCGGAGUACCCGCCGGCGGAGGGGGCGGGAGGUACAGACAAGCCGCCGCACUGCGACGGACACGACGAGAUGGGAUGCUACCAGGUGCGUCUGUACUACGACUGGUUCCUGGUCCCGGGCUCGUGCAAGUGCUGGAGGCCGGACUACUUCGCCAGGUACGUCAGGCGCAAGCAGAACAACGAACUGUAAUAACGUUUGAGAACAGUAACAGUCAGACCUAAUGAGAAAUGGAUUGUAUCUAAGACGCAUAUUUAAAUUUAUAUUCUCUGGGGUUAACUUCAGACUGGUCAAAAUUAUUGAGGAUGUACAGUUUGUAAUGUAAAGGGACAUCUAAAUCUGUGGUUGAAAGGCAACAGUUAUUGUUCUGUCGCAUAUUUUAUUUUUAUUUGGAAUUAAAGGUCACGCUGACAAUCAAAUAAAAAAAUUAAUGACUAGAAUAUAUAAAGACUUUGAUGUACUUCAUAUUCUUCUAUAAAUUUAAUUUGAUCGGGAAAAACAUUACAAAUUAAAUUGCUAGUUUAAUAAAAACGUUGCAGAACCUAUCUUAUUUGAAUAGGUUGUAUUUUUAUCCAUGUGUUGCAAAAAACUUUUGUUGCACAAUGCUAAAUAAAACGCUUAAAUAAGACCUAUUUAACAAAAACUAUUUGUAUCUUGGGUUUUCUCUAUCGAUUAGAUAACUUUUGUUGAGACAAGUUACUACACAGCCAAGUGUCGAGGCAAAAAGUGAAGAGUGUAAUUAAAUUUUUUAUGAACUCAAUAAUAUCUAAAUUACCUUACCUCUAUCCCAUUAUUCGCUUCAAUUUACUGAUAAAUAGUACUGUUCACGUCAAAUCAUACUCUCUGGCUGUGUGGUCACACUCAUUGGUCACACUAGACACAAUCCGAGGGCGCUAGUUUCUUGCGGCAAGUUUUUAGGCGAAUCUCACCUGUCACUAUGGGUUAGAAGUCUUAGAACUAUUAGACGGAGCAACUUUUUUUAAUGUCCUUGAAUCGUACAUGCGAGACAAAACUUUGUCUAAUAAAGGUUUAAUGUAAUUCACUGAUAUUUAGUUAUUUAAUUAUUGUAUUGUAUUUAAUGAUCGGUGCUCAAACUGUUGUGAAGACUGUACACGUAUUUAUAAUUUAGAGUUUGUACCAAAAUGUAUUAAGCAUGGCCGAACGGAUCUCCAGCUUAUCGUGUAUUUAUGUUAGUGUAAGUAAUUAGGAUAUAUGUCAUUUAUAACACAAGACACGACAAAUCAAUACGAUUAAAAUCGUAUGGAAAAAUCGUAACAGCCAAUAUUUAUUCACAGUUUGUAAUUUAAUUUAUACCGUCGAUUCGAAGUUUUUGCAUUAAACAAAACAAUUCAAAUCUAUAAUUUUAAAUUAUACGAUACGACCGUAGUGAUUUCUUGUGGUGUGUUUAGUCUGUAAUAGAUGUUAAUGGUAAUUAAUAAAUAGUACUAUGAUAUAUGUCGAACUAUUUCGUCUUGUAAAAAUAAUUUAAUAAUAUUUAAUUAAUUUUUGACCACGUUAUAUUAAGGAAUAACGUACGGCCAACUUGGUUUGCAUUUAAUAUUUAUAACUAGACGUAAGGCACACGCACUUUUGCAUCCUACAGACGAAUGUCACUGUAAAAUGAAUUUGUGUAAUUAUUAAACUAUUAUAAAUAA